UCAUCCUAUCCUUCACCCCUGUUCACAGCAGUCGCCACGGGCCCCUUCCGGAUUCCAGGCUGCUUCAAGUUGGAAAAUUUGAACCUGGCUUUUUGAAAUUGAGAUGUUCGCCCUCCCUGAGAAGGAAUCCAGGGCACCUUCCACCUGUCUGGGCCCAGCCUCCACACAGGACCUGGACAGUAACUAUGGGGAUGGUCUGGAAAGAGAAUGCUCUAGAAAACCAGACCAGAAGCUGCUGGAGCUCUAUGGAGUGGGUGAUCCCACCACCAGGUUCUCUUUCAACAGCUCCCACCUGUCCUCUAGAGGAAGAGUCAUUAAAUGGUUCUGGGACUCAGCUGAGGAGGGCUACAGGACCUACCACAUGGACGAGUAUGAUGAGGACAAGAACCCCAGUGGCAUCAUUAACUUGGGCACCAGUGAGAACAAACUCUGCUUUGACCUGCUGUCCAGGCGGCUGAGUCAGAGCGACAUGCUGCGCGUGGAGGCGGCCCUGCUGCAGUACCCUGACUGGAGGGGGCAUCUGUUCCUCCGGGAGGAAGUGGCCAGGUUCCUGUCUUUCUACUGCAAGAGCCCCGCACCCCUCAAACCGGAGAAUGUGGUUGUUCUGAACGGCUGUGCCUCUCUCUUCUCUGCUCUGGCCACGGUGCUGUGUGAGGUGGGGGAGGCCUUCCUGAUCCCUGCCCCUUACUAUGGAGCCAUCACACAGCACGUCUAUCUCUAUGGCAAUGUCCGACUGGUCUGUGUCUAUCUGGACAGUGAGGUCACUGGGCUGGAUGCACACCCCUUCCAGCUCACCGUGGAGAGGCUGGAGGUGGCCCUACAUGGAGCUAAUUCUGAGGGUCUAAAGGUCAAAGGCCUCAUCCUCAUCAACCCCCAGAACCCCCUGGGUGACAUCUACUCCCCCGGAGAGCUACGGGAGUUCCUGGAGUUUGCCAAGAGGCAUGAGCUGCAUGUGCUGGUGGAUGAGGUCUACAUGCUGUCCGUGUUUGAGGAGUCGGUGGGGUACCGCAGUGUCCUCAGCCUGGAAAGGCUGCCUGACCCCCAGAGGACCCACGUGAUGUGGGCGACCAGCAAGGACUUCGGCAUGUCUGGGCUCCGCUUCGGCACGCUGUACACAGAAAACCGGGACGUGGCCACGGCGGUGGCUUCCCUCUGCCGCUAUCACGGCCUCAGUGGCCUGGUCCAGUACCAGAUGGCACAGCUGCUCCGGGAUCGCGACUGGAUCAACCAGGUGUACCUGCCAGAGAACCACGCCCGGCUCAAGGCUGCCCACGCCUAUGUCUCGGGAGAGCUCAGGUCCCUGGGGAUCCCCUUCCUGAGUCGGGGGGCAGGCUUCUUCAUCUGGGUCGACUUGAGGAAGUACCUGCCCGAGGGCACCUUUGAGGAGGAAAUGCGGCUCUGGCGCCGCUUUCUGGACCAGAAGGUGCUGCUGUCCUCUGGCAAGGCCUUCGAGUGUAAAGAGCCCGGCUGGUUCCGCUUGGUCUUCUCAGACAAGGCCCACCGGCUCUGCCUGGGGAUGCAGAGGGUCCGGCAGGUGCUCGAGGGCAAAUCCCAGGUGGCAGAAGACCCCCCAGCCUGUCAGAUCCAGGAGCCGAGGGACCAGCACAGGUGAGCUGGCCAUUGCCUCAUGGCCGCAGGGCCUGGCAGCCGCUGCCGACCUGGGCCAUUUGGGGCUGUGAAGGCUGAUGGUGGGUGAGCCGUUUGCCGGGAAGAUACCCAACUUGCCCUUGACCCUG
Molecule: messenger RNA, 1736 nt
Organism: Ceratotherium simum simum (southern white rhinoceros)
Lineage: Eukaryota; Metazoa; Chordata; Mammalia; Perissodactyla; Rhinocerotidae
Gene: ACCS
Product: 1-aminocyclopropane-1-carboxylate synthase homolog (inactive)
Biological process (GO): biosynthetic process; amino acid metabolic process
Molecular function (GO): pyridoxal phosphate binding; transaminase activity
Source: RefSeq, a predicted model, not a curated record